Anguilla anguilla (European eel) is the source of this 2615-nucleotide messenger RNA. It is a transcript of the gene trim36, whose product is annotated as tripartite motif containing 36. NCBI's taxonomy places the organism in Eukaryota, Metazoa, Chordata, Actinopteri, Anguilliformes, Anguillidae. The transcript is spliced from 10 exons. Gene Ontology annotation, molecular function: zinc ion binding; protein binding. Bases 315 to 2546 code for a protein of 743 amino acids. The record is from RefSeq and is a predicted model, not a curated record.
UUCGUCUGAAGAACCCCGAACCUGUGACCCCCUCCCCCUCUCCCUCCCUUUUUGAACACCCAACUACUGCAGAAUCGUUUCUAUGGAGAUUCCGCUGUCUCCACCCAGCCCCACGUAGCCUACUGCAGGAGCCUCCCCGGCGUUGAGUUUGCAGAAAGCUGUGGUCAUUCGGCAGUUGCUGAAUCACGUCGAGAUUUCAUCCGCAGCGUCAGGUCGCGUUAUUUAAUUCAUUGUGGACUGCGCCGGCUGAUGAUUGCGUUCGGCAUCUUCAGCUCAAGGCAUUGAAAGUUGUAACCUAAAUUCUCUCGUUCAGAAUGUCGGCGGUUUCACGACGUAGCUCCAUUUUGGUUCCAAUUAAGAACAUUGAGCGGGAGCUCAUCUGCCCAAUCUGCAAGGAGCUGUUCACGCACCCGCUCAUUCUGCCCUGCCAGCACAGCGUUUGUCACAAGUGUGUCAAAGAACUGCUCCUUCUGAACCAUGAAGAUUCCCUCAGCACCGAUGCGGGAUCAGAGUCCUCCCUUCCCGGGAGUCCUCGCUCCAGAGUUCCCUCUCCCAGUAUGGAGAGACUUGACCGGCUCGUGAGAUCAGGUUCGAUCUCCUCGCCGGGGUGGAGGCGGGGCUCGGUGACCCCCCGCAUCACCACCUUCCCGUGCCCGGGCUGCCAGCACGACAUCGACCUGGGCGAGCGCGGCAUCAGCAUGCUGUUCCGCAACUUCACGCUGGAGUCCAUCGUGGAGCGGUACCGGCAGGCCGCGCGCGCCGCCGUGGCCAUCCUGUGCAACGUGUGCAAGCCGCCGCCGCAGGAGGCCACCAAGAGCUGCAUGGACUGCAAGGCCAGCUACUGCAACGAGUGCUUCAAGCUCUACCACCCCUGGGGCACCCCCAAGGCGCAGCACGAGUACGUGGGGCCCACCACCAACUUCAGGCCCAAGGUGCUGAUGUGUCCGGAGCACGAGAUGGAGAAGGUGAACAUGUACUGCGAGGUGUGCCGGCGUCCGGUGUGCCACCUCUGCAAGCUGGGCGGCUCCCACGCCAACCACAGGGUCACGUCCAUGAGCAGCGCGUACAAGAUCCUCAAGGAGAAGCUUUCAAAGAGUAUCCAUUACCUAAUCAGCAAAGAGGACAAAGUCAGGACUCAGAUUUCCGAGCUGGAGGUGUUGAUUAGUCAAACCGAGGAGAACGGCGCGGAGGCGGAGCGGCGCGCCCACGAGCACUUCGACCGGCUCUUCGCCAUCCUGCAGGAGAAGAAGGACGAGAUGCUGCGGUCCAUCGAGGGGUCUCGCGCGCGGCGCCUGGGCAGCCUGCGGGGCCAGGUGGACGAGUACCAGGGCAUGCUGGAGAACAGCGGCCUGGUGGGCUACGCGCAGGAGGUGCUCAAGGAGACCGACCAGUCCUGCUUCGUCCAGACCGCCAAGCAGCUGCACAACAGAAUCCAGAAAGCUACGGAGUCUCUGAAGACCUUCCACCCGGCGGCUGACCCCUCCUUCGAGGACUACGUCCUGGACGUGUCCAAGGAGGAGGCCGUGCUGAAGGAGCUGUCUUUCGGGGGAGUGCCCGAUCCCCCCGUCAUCGACAGGACGCGGAGUCGCGUGUACAACGAGGGGCUGAUCUGCUGGGACGUCCCGGAGGACGGCCUGCCCACGGACCAGCACUUCCUGGAGUUCAGGAAGCUCGGCGGGGGCAGCGGCGGUGGCGGCGGCGAGGAAGAGGAGGAGGGGGGCGGAGAUUGGCGGGUCAGGGAGAAGGUGUACGGCUCCAGCUCCGUGGUGUGCGCCCUGGAGGGCGACAGCGUGUACUCCUUCAGGGUCCGAAGCCGCCGUGAAGCCUUCUUCAGCGCCUACGGCCCGGAAGUGUCCUUCCACACCCCGCCCGCGCCAGUGUUCAGCUUCUUGUUCAACGACAAGUGCGGCUUCAGCCCCGAGCGGCUGUCGCUGAGCGUGCGGCGGGACGCGGUGGAGAGCGUGGCGGGGCUGCCCUUCCUGCUGGCGGCCGAGCGCGUGCAGACCGGGGCCUACGUCUGCCUGGACUACAUCAUCGGCGACGCCGGCGUCUCGCAGGGCCGCCACUUCUGGGCCUUCCACGUGCAGCCGCACUCCUACCUGGUCAAGGUGGGCGUGGCCUCCGACUCCAAGCUGCAGGAGUGGUUCCACAGCCCGCGCGACACCAGCAGCCCCAGGUACGACCACGACAGCGGCCACGACAGCGGCAGCGAGGACACCUGCUACGAGCUGUCCCAGCCCUUCACCCUGCUCACCGUGGGGAUGGGCAAGCUCUUCAUCCCCAAGGGCUCCGUCGCCGCGGCGGCGGCCACCGGCGACCACGCCAACCGCGUGCUGCCCAUGCCCCAGCGCAUCGGCGUCUGCCUGGACUACGAGGAGGGGCGGGUCUUCUUCUACGACGCCGACAGCAUGCGCUGCCUGUACGAGCGCCAGGUGGACUGCACGGGCACCAUGUACCCCGCCUUCGCCCUGAUGGGCAGCGGGGGGGUGCACCUGGAGGAGGUCAUCACCGCCAAGCGGCUGGCGUACGAUGGGGAGGGGCAGUAGACGCCCGUACCCCCCCACCGUGUGUGGUCCCACCCCCCCCCCCCCACACCUUCCUGCCGGUCCUCCUAU